AAACAGAAUGCAUGCUGAGAAAAAGGAAAAUUAUUUAUUCCAGGCUAUAUAUCUCUGUCAUUCUAAACAAAGAGAGAAGCUGUGAACAUUAUAUCAUAUCACCAUAAAUGUCGUAUGUGUACUUUUUUGCUAGUAUAUCUACGAAUAUUCUUGCAUAGCAGGACAACAAAAAUUUAUAUCCUUAUGCUGUUACUAAACAUUGUGAAAGUAAACAGUGUGGAAGUAAACGUAGAAUAAGUUACGAUGGCGUGUCCUUGGUGUUGUUAAGAUGUGUGUAGAUGGGGAUAGAGCGAUAAGAAAUACACAAAAUUUGCUGCGAGCGAAGGCACCACUUUAGUAGGUGCAACAAGUAUGCAUUAAAAUCAGUUGAAAUAGUGUUCUUAGAAGAGUUGAUAAUUUUCGAACCAUGAAAGCUGGUCGUGAGAAAGAUUAUGAAAAUUCAAGACUCAAAUUCUUGAAGAGAUGGCACAUCAACCCGAAUCUGUUGAUGUUGAAAAUAUCAUUAUUUGUUAUGUACGGAGCCACAGCAUCACUUAUUCCUUACCUGACUAUUCACAUGCAAAGCAUUGGACUCACUAUAGAAGAAAUUUCUAUAGUUUAUAUGGUUUUACCAUUUACGACUUUCAUAAGCCCACCUAUCACAGGUUACCUUGUGGAUAAAUUUGGACAGUACAAACCAGUGGUGGUAAUGUCGCUAAUCUUCAAUGCCAUUUUCCACCAUUCACUACUAUUCUUUCCUCUCACUGAAACACCUGGAAAAGUUCCAUUUGCAUUUGUUCUGAAACACCCAGCUGAGACCACAGUCGAGGUGUGGUGGAGUCCCUGCCCAAGCCGCCAGUGUCCCGAGGCGGAGGAACUGGACAUCAUCCUGGCCGCGUGCGAGGACUACUGCCUGUUGCCUGACCAGUCCUCCGGAGCGGGCAGCGAGAACCACAAGGCCGCCACUCCAAAAACAACAGCUUUAGAAGAUGAUGACAACAAGAACCUACACAUUCUUGUGGAGGCUGAAAAAAAACGCAAACCGAAAAGAAUUCCCGAAAAGGCAAAGUCUUCAAAGCACUUCCCUCACGAUCAUCAGUUUGAUAAGUCAGCUUUUUUUUACCUGGACAUGCAUCCAGACCUCAGAGAGCCCGCGGAACACCUUGGAAUUGAAGUGGAACAAUUAAACAAUGACACAACUAUCAACUAUCUGCGAAAAAGGUUUGGUGAGCAAGUCCUUUUAGAAGGUCGAGUCAACUUGACUGCUCUAGAAAAUGAAGAUUUGAGAUGUGGUGGGCAAAUGUUUACAACAAAUCUUACACAGAACACAUUGAAGGAGCUGGCUGCAGACUGUAUGCUGCAAAAAUGUCGCUUCAGAGAAGGGGGGCCAAGAGUCUGUCCACCCGACUACAGGGAAAGUGAAGAUAACAUAUUCUGGAUAUAUUUCCUGCUCCGAUUUUUCGGAACGCUAAUGUUAUCGGGUGGAGUCAUGCUGUUGGAUCCCAUAGCACUCAUGAUGAUACAGAAAUAUGGAGGAGAGUUUGGUAGGGAACGUCUGUUCUCCACGCUUGGAAUGGCUAUAUUUUCCCCACUCACAGGACUUCUUAUUGACCAUGAUAGCAGAAAGAAAGGUUACACGGACUACGCAGCCGCGUUCUACAUGUACGACGCUCUGCUCAUGACUUCGGCCAUCACGGUAAUGCUCAUGCCCCUGGGCAUGAAGUUACCCGCGGACAAUGUCCUCAGAGAUCUGCUGCGAAUCAUGAGGCUGCCACACGUCACGCUGUUCAUCAUAUUUUUGUUCUUGCUUGGCAACUUUUGGGGAUUCAUUGAAUCAUUUCUCUUCCUGUAUCUCAAAGAACUUGGAGCUUCAAACUAUUUGCUGGGAGCUACAAUAACUGUUGGAACAAUAAGUAGUAUACCAUUCCUUUACGGUGCAGGUAAACUAACUCGUAAAUAUGGUCAUGUAAACAUCAUCAUAGCAGCUUUUUUUUCACAUGCUGCUCGUCUCAUUGGCUACUCCUUUAUAGAGAACCCAUGGUGGUGUUUUCCUUUUGAAGUAAUAGAGUCAGUGGCUGUUCAUUUGAUGUGGAUAGCAGCAGCCACCUACUGUGAAAUUCUUGCUCCAAAAAAGUUACUUGCAACACUGAUUGGAGUACUGGCAAUGGCUCACUUCAGUCUGGGUCGAGGCAGCGGCAGCUACAGUGGUGGUCUCAUGAUAGCAAGUCUCGGCACUCACCAGUCGUUCCGCAUCAUGGGACUGUUCGCAAUAUCCAGUGGCAUAGCUUACGGACUGCUGCACUAUUUCUGGCUGCAUAAAGUGGAAGCAAAAUAUGCAUCAAAACGUGCAAGUGAAGAUGGAUGUGAGUGCGAACAUUUCAACAGUGAAGUGAGUGUCUACCCAAAACAUAAAGACUCUGAUACAAGUGCAGAAUGUGCAAAUUUGGUGCCACUAGAAAACUGUGAGAACAUUGGAAAUUACAAAUUCAAAGAACUGCAGGCACUUAAUAUAAAUUCCAACUAUGAGAACUGGCUGACAUCCAAAAUACAACUAUCUAUAGAUAUGAACUGCUCUUCCUAUUUACGCAAACAACUUACACCUGAUGAAUUAAAAACUUUAGAGGAUGAAUACAAAUUAUUAAAAGCUGUAACUCUUACAGAAAUAAAUCAAAGCAAAGUUUUACCUAUAGCAUCUAAAGCUCAGACAGUAAAAGAAUUUUUAUGUACAAAUGAUAAUUGCACAAAAAUUUUACCCAUCAUAAAUACACCAAAUGAAAAUAAUGUCUCAUAAAAAGGCAGACUAGUGCAUCAAAAUAUGUGAUAGACAAAAAUUGUAUCUAAACAAAAAAAAGUUUUGUCAGUACAUAUUAUUUCAUAUAAUGACAAAAAAUAUAACAUGUAUCCACAUAGGUUUAAAAUGCAAUUCUGAUAUUUUAUAGUUUUACAUUGGAAUGUAUCAAAUAUAUAUUACUUAAGUAGGUAUUGAAUCCUCCAUGAGUAUGUUUAUAUUAUUUUAAGCUUUGAGAUGAAUAUUAAGAAUGUUGCUUGAUUUUACAUUCUUAGGAUAGUCUACAAAUAAUUUAGUUUGUGUAAGGAAGAAAAGUUUAGUAGAUAUGUAAUUAAAAAUAUAAAUAAACAAUGAUAAUUUUUUA
Bacillus rossius redtenbacheri is the source of this 3131-nucleotide messenger RNA. RefSeq lists its product as uncharacterized. Gene Ontology annotation, cellular component: membrane. Bases 407 to 2770 code for a protein of 787 amino acids. The record is from RefSeq and is a predicted model, not a curated record. The transcript is spliced from 13 exons. NCBI's taxonomy places the organism in Eukaryota, Metazoa, Arthropoda, Insecta, Phasmatodea, Bacillidae.